ACCCUUUGUUUAUACGACCCCACUGGCCUUGGUCUUGGUCUUUCUCUGCUCUCGUCUGGAAUCUGGAUGCCCAUUGGCCACAGCCACAAGACCCGCUCGCCAUAAGUCUCCGGCUCCAGCCUCUCUUCUGGUCACCGGCCCCUCCCCCUCCUCGCCGGACUUCGCGCUCCAGCUCCACGCUUCUCUCCCCGUCCCCAUCCGACCACCAGCCAGGCGAGGCAAGCCAUGGGCACCUUCUGGGAGUACGAAGAGUGGAACUGGACCAAGAUCGCCAUCUGGGCGGCGAUCCUGCUCGUGCUCGGGGGCGUCCUCGUCGUCCUCAUCCUCGCCUUCGCCGUCAUCAAGCCGCCGACGGCCAUGUCCGAGGACGCCCUGCUCACGCGCUUCGACCUCGCCCCGUCGCCCAACUCCACCACCGCCAAGUCGCCGCUCCAGCUGCUGUCCUACAACGCGACGGCGUUUGUGUCGACGCGCAACCCCAACCUGCACUACGCCAUCAGCUACGGGCUAGUGGCCGUGGCCUUCUCCUUCAACGGCACCCGCUUCGACGAGUCCGGCACCGUGGCGGCCUUCGACCUCGGCGCCCGGAAGGAGACCACGCUGCGCCUCAAGGUGGGCGGCGUCGACCGGGCGCUGCCGAAGCUGCCGCCCGCCGGCGCGGCGGAGUUCGCCAGGCAGAAGGAGGCCGGCAGGUUCGAGGUGGAGGUGCGGCUGGACACGGUGAUGCAGUACAAGGGGCGCAAGACCAAGUGCCCGCUGGCCGUCAUCUGCCCGGUGAGCCUGCAGCUGGUGGACCCGGACGUGGCCGCCACCUCCUUCCAGAAGUCCAAGUGCACCAUCCUCCGGGCCAAGAUCUCCGGCUGCUAGCCGGCAGCCCAUUGCUUUGCUUGCCACCAGCUAAUUUCCUUGGAUUUCGUUUCGUGCUGUAAAAAUGUAGUGUGUUGUCGACGGGUGCUGGGUUCGUCGCUAGUGCUGGUGCAGAACAAGCAUCAAUUCUGCUCCUCUUUCACAUGGGAAACGUGGGAUUUUUCAUUUGUUGGUGGUCGAUUAGAUUUAGAGGUUGCUGUUGCUGUACGUGCUUGGUACGGAGUAGAUUCGAUGCCAAUGUCAUGAUCAUUAAUCAAACUUGUUGCUUGCUCUGUGCUGAUUCA
Molecule: messenger RNA, 1151 nt
Organism: Triticum aestivum (bread wheat)
Lineage: Eukaryota; Viridiplantae; Streptophyta; Magnoliopsida; Poales; Poaceae
Exons: 1
Coding region: 226-867 (213 amino acids)
Biological process (GO): defense response to other organism
Cellular component (GO): plasma membrane
Source: RefSeq, a predicted model, not a curated record